AUGGGGGAUGAUAUUCGUGAAUUUGUGAGCUUUCCAGAGUGCAAAACCUUGAACGAGAUUGUGGAGAAGGCCCGUGAGCAGGAGAUGGAGUUGGAGUUCCGUACCAAGCAGAAACCCGAGCAGGCACAAACAACAGUAAGUCAGGCUAAAAAGCCUAAGACCUUGGAUUCAUCCAGUAAGGGCCAACAGGGCCGUGGCCGAUGUGCCAAGUGUGGGAGAUCUCGUAGUGGAGCUUGUUGGGGGACGAGCGUGGUAGUUUAUACAUGUGGUCAUCCAGGCCAUGUGAGUAGGGAUUGCCCCAAGAAGGGCUUGAUUUGUUUCCACUGCAACAAGACUGGCCAUAAAAAGGUCGAAUGCCCGAGGUUGCAGGAAGGGGGAGGAGUAGUCGUAGUGCCUGUUCCCGCCACACUGAGGAUAACUGAUGGCCACCUUGCUAAGGCGGAUGCUCCUGCGAUGAAGAUUCAUGCAUUUCAGUUGACCACCGAGGAGGCUCGGGCAACACCAGACGUUAUGGCUGGUACGGACCUUUUUGUUAAUGGUAUGUCGUCUCACGUUCUAUUCGAUUCGGGUGCUACCCAAUCGUUUGUAUCUCUUGCGCUAAGCAAGAAGUUUUGGGAUGCGUCGGGGACUUUGGGUUCCCCGCUUGAGGUUGAGAUUGCGGACAGCCGCACUGUGAGUGUUGCGAGGGUGUAUCGGGACUGUGUCUUGAAUGUGCUUGGGGAGAGGUUUCGUGUUGAUCUAGUCCCGAUACCAUUGCGAGGGAUGGACUGGUUAGGGCUAAUGGGGCCAUGA
Lactuca sativa (garden lettuce) is the source of this 792-nucleotide messenger RNA. The record is from RefSeq and is a predicted model, not a curated record. NCBI's taxonomy places the organism in Eukaryota, Viridiplantae, Streptophyta, Magnoliopsida, Asterales, Asteraceae.